This is a messenger RNA of Scylla paramamosain (green mud crab), 3469 nucleotides long. RefSeq names its product proton-coupled zinc antiporter SLC30A2-like (gene ZnT35C). Gene Ontology annotation, cellular component: plasma membrane. The record is from RefSeq and is a predicted model, not a curated record. NCBI's taxonomy places the organism in Eukaryota, Metazoa, Arthropoda, Malacostraca, Decapoda, Portunidae. The coding region runs from base 703 to 2145 and encodes 480 amino acids. Gene Ontology annotation, biological process: response to zinc ion; zinc ion transmembrane transport. Gene Ontology annotation, molecular function: zinc ion transmembrane transporter activity. The transcript is spliced from 7 exons.
GAAAGACCCGCGACAGCCUUACCUUGAGUGCCGUGUGCAAGCCUUUAAUUCAAUAUGGAGGUUGUUGUGGUUCCCUACUGCCUCCUCGCGUACUUUUCUUCCUUAUCUCCCGUUAUCUCACCAAUUUACCAGCUCAGAGAGGCUUCUUUGUGAUUUCAGGGGAGGCGUGAAGCGUGAUGUGUGUAUUUCAGCGGUGUGUAGUGUUAUUAUCGAUUAAAGCACAAGAGGAAGAAGCGCCAUAAGGACGAGAGAAAAACAUGACCGUGACUUCUUAGACAAAUGACGAUCGACACUACUCUCUACUUGGAUUCUAUUUCAUCAGCGUCAGUCUCUUUUGUAAAAUCUUCACCAUGUCGUGUUAUCGCUUGAAAGAUGUUGUAUUGGUGAGAAAAUAGCUCAAUAGUCUAAUUUUUGUUUCGAGAAAUGAUAACUGACGCCGUGAAGCCAUGAGUGAUGCGCACGCUUUUGUCUUCUCAUAUCAUCUUAUCUCAGAGUUCCAUAAGUCACGAGGCAAGAUAAAGUACAAAGCACGUAUUUCUUGAUUAAAUAUUUACGGUAUGAUUAGUUAAAUAUUUUGAAAUGAGAUUUUGAUGAUAAUGCAAUGGAAUUUUUUAAACAUAAGAGCAUCGACAAUGGAGGAUCGGGAGACGUAUGAUGACUUUCUAAUGAUUGCGUCACUUAUAGUCAGGUGGCGGGGUAAACAUGGACCCGAAGAUAACAGGGCUUGAUUCCAACUCUGUCUUGGAGCCUACUGGGGCCUUUAAUGGUGUCAUGACCGAAGGAGUGCUGGAUGACGAGAUACUGGAGGCCAUAACUCCGCAUCUCAGCAUCCUGGACGAGCAAAUGGAGGACGUAAAGCCGACAUUUUGUACAAGAUGUCGCACAAUUUCCGCCUCCUUCCUCUCCAGCUCCUAUAUUUCAAGCGGCCUCGAUAGUAUUAGUAUUUCUAGUGUUGAGAGGACUAACAGACGCGGCGAAGUACUUACGGACCCUACCCAUGUGUGUACCAACGGGACACCAGUGGUUGAUGACGAUGACGUCCCCCUCCUGCGUGAUGAGGACGAGGAGGAGGAUCAAGAGGGUAGACAUGGAUCCCUUGGGGCCAACAGCCUCAGCUCAGACCACUGUCAUUUACCAAAACCAAGUGUUCAGUCCUCCAAGCGAGCCAUGACUAAGCUCUCCAUUGCCUGCUGCCUCACCACUGUCUUUUUGAUUGGUGAGGCAAUUGGUGGUUAUCUGGCCAACAGCAUUGCCAUCAUGUCUGACUCAGCCCACCUGCUGAGUGAUCUGGUCUCCUUCAUGGUCUCCCUGAUGGCCAUUUACUUUGCUAUGCGGCCAGCCUCAAAGAAGAUGAACUUUGGCUACCACAGGGCUGAGGUGUUGGGGGCUGUCGUGAGUGUGCUUAUCAUCUGGGUCAUCACCGGGAUCCUGGUGUAUGCUGCUGUCCAGCGCGUCAUAACCAUGGACUUUGAGGUGGAGGCUGACACCAUGAUCAUUGUGGCAGGCCUUGGAGUCGUCAUAAACAUCAUCCUUGGUGUGGCCCUUCACACAGGUCAUGGUGGGCACAGUCAUGGCCACGGCCACAGCCACGGGAGGCCCCACACCCAGCAGCAGCCCUCAUCCACCUCCCCUGAUCAGCCUCAGGGGUCUUCAGGAAAUGCCACUAACAUCAAUGUUCGGGCAGCCUUCAUACAUGUGUUGGGGGAUUUGAUCCAGAGCAUUGGUGUCCUUGUAGCUGCAUACAUCAUCAGAUUUUAUCCACAGUACAAAGUUGCUGAUCCCAUCUGCACCUUCAUCUUUUCGGUCCUUGUCCUCUUCACAACGGUGCCCAUCCUGAAGGACUUAGCUAAUGUCCUAAUGGAGGGAGCACCCCCGGGAGUGGACUAUGCAAUGGUGGUAUCCAACCUCACAGCUCUUCCAGGCGUCAAAAUGGUGCACUCCUUACAUGUGUGGGCGCUUACCCUUGAUAAGAAUGCUUGCUCAGUUCACUUGGCCAUUGACUCCAACACAGACCCAGAGAGUGUGCUGAGGGAUGCACAGCGAGUCAUCAGGUCGAGGCAUCAGAUCUUCCACACGACCAUCCAGGUGGAGCGUUACCAGCCACUACUGAUGGACAACUGCCAUCAGUGUCAGCCGCUCACCUGAUUGAGAGGUACCUGAGUCAUUAGGAUCCACCUUCACCUGUUUUUUUUUUUUUUUUUUUUUUUUUUUUUUUUUUUUUUUUUUUUUCAAUCUAUGUAUUAUAGAGGUUUACAGCUGAGUCCUUUUUGAUGCAUCUUCUGUACGUGAUUGGUGGUCGUUUAUCCUGAGAGUGCCAAGUGUGUGUUAGGUGUGUUUGUGUGCAUGCAUGUAUGCAUUUCCAUGGCAUAUUAACCGCCCAAGUUGCAUUUCCAUUCUCAGGAGUAACGAAAGCCAACUGACGUGCUCAAGUUACAUCAGGUGAGGGCUGGUGUAGUGCUGUGCCUUGUAGUCAGAUCUGGACAGGUUCCGGUGGCUGUAAAAUGUAUAUUAAGAAUCUUUCAUUGUAUAAUAAGUAUUUUCAUGUGUGGCUAGGGCAAUCAGAACUGCAUCUCAUGCAACAAUAAUAAAGUAGAAUUUAUUCCUAAUAAAUUUUGUGUAUAUGUGAUUGUGUUACAAAGUCUACUGUCUGACAUAAUUGAGAAAGUUUUCAACUCCUGUACUUUUAGGUAUAAUUAGGAAAUAUUGUUAGUUUUGAUAGGAAGCCAUAGUAUUACUGUGUGAGUUUGUAGGGAUUGUAUUUUUAUAGAACACUUGUGAUACUGAAGUAACUCUGUUGAAAAAUUAGGACCAGAAAAAGCAGGCUUUCUCAGUAUUCUGCUCAAUGCUUGCUGGGUGCCCUGGGUGAGGAAAGGUUGUGAUAUCACCUCAUUUAUACCUAAUGAACUCUGUGGAGAAAUAAGUAACAAGUAAGUGUAUGUAUAUAUGAACUUUGCUUAUAGAUUUUCUGCCACUUUUGUACCAAUGCUGGCUGGUGAACAGUUUGCUCAUAGCAGAGUCACCACCAAGGCAAUGCUUGGUGCAGUCUGUGAGUGUCGUGGUGCUCUUAGAAAGUUGAAACAUUGAGAUGUAACAUUUAUAUUGGUUUGAAUUUUUUGUUGUGUGAAUGUGCGCAAUAUUCAGUAAGAUUGUAACAGUUGCUUGAAUAUUCAAACUGGAUUUAAGAUUGCUGUUGAAGUAUGGCUUUUGGCAUUGGGACAUUUUUAAUUGGGGCAUUUGCAAUGGUCUGGAAAAAUUGCCAGAUUCACCAGCUGACUUAAUUUUGCACAAAAAACUUUGUGUACUGGAAAAAUAUCUUUAUGUUACUUGUAUGUUAUUAAACUAAUGAAAAUAUCAGGAACAUUUCAGCCAUCAUCAAGGAGAGAGCAAAAAAUAUGGCAAAAGAUGAAUACUACAUAUAUCUUGGGUUUGGGAUGUAUAGCCACCUUGGGAUAAAAGCUAUUUCUACUUC